CGGAUGGCAGCACGCAACUUGGAUGUGCUGUGCAAUGCACGCGACUUCUGCGAUCUGCGUGACACACUCCCGCCGUUCAUCACAGACGAUGAGAUGUUCCUGCUCGACGAUCUGGCCGGGGACAUGCUGAUUGACUUAGGAAGCGGCUUUGCGCCUGAUGCACAGGGUCCAGCGCUCGUGGGCGUCUCGCCAUUCGGAGCCUCGCCCGAACCGGCGCCGGUGCCGGUGCCGGUGGGCCAGCCCGAACCGGCGCCGGUGCCGGUGCCGAUGGUCCAGCCAGAGCAGCAUUGCCCUGACAUGCCCUUGCCCUUGCCCUUGCCGGAAGCCGCCUUGCCGGAAGACGAGGCACUGGACGAGCAGGCGGCCCUCGUGGAAAUCGCACUCAUCAAUUUUGCAGCGUACAACGACCUUCUCCCGGGCAGCGUGAGCAUUGCGCGUGUUGAGGCCACCUCUGCCGGCAUCACCGGCUGGGCUGGGGCUGCGCCGCUGUCGCCGCCCGCCACCUCGGCCUGCAAGCGCGGUGCACCAGAGGAGGAGGAGGAGGAGACGACUGAGUGGGAGAUCGUAGAGGCUGUCGUCCCUGCCGCCAAGCGCGCACGCCGAUGCGAUCUCGAGGAGGAGGCGUCCCUGCGCCGCGCUCUCCUCGCGUCUGUCGGCGUCGUCCUUCCAGCGGCGGACGUCCCGCUCGACGAGGAGGUCUCCCCCGCCCUUUACGACGAGGAGGAGGAGGACGAGGAGCUACAGGGCGUGACGAUGGCGGAGGAGGAGGGUUUCGAGGUGGUGGCGGCGAAGGCCGGGCGCCCACCGUCGGUCAACCGCAAAAGCUGGCAGUGGAAGCAGGUUGAGGGGAGCGUCGCUCUCAGCGGUUCGGCGCCGCGGCCGCAGCGCGGCGCCGGCGGCCUGAGCCAUGGCCUCGACACCUCGACACCAAACCUCGACACCCCCUCGACACCUCUAUCCCUCGACACUGGCUCGACAGACUCGACACCGGGCCUCGACACCUCGACACCAAGGCUCAGGCGGCCGCCGCCGGCAACCGAGGAUGACGACCUCGACGAGCAGUGGGAGCUCGUCUGAGGAGAUUUUACGAUCGGGCGCGCCAUGAUGUGUUCUCCCGCUAUAGCACAGUGGUGUGAGUUAGCGCGCCCGAAUGGUGGCUCCACACUUAUGCUUUCUCUGUACGGCAUGCCUCCUCGUCGUGAGACGUACACACGAGAUGCCGCCACACACGGAAGACGACGGAACACAGGCCCGUGUGUAACACGUAAAACACGUGUAUAUGGG
Messenger RNA from Emiliania huxleyi CCMP1516, 1284 nucleotides. RefSeq lists its product as hypothetical. NCBI's taxonomy places the organism in Eukaryota, Haptophyta, Isochrysidales, Noelaerhabdaceae. The record is from RefSeq and is a predicted model, not a curated record. The transcript has a single exon. The coding region runs from base 4 to 1077 and encodes 357 amino acids.